Botrytis sinoallii is the source of this 828-nucleotide messenger RNA. RefSeq lists its product as uncharacterized. The transcript has a single exon. The record is from RefSeq and is a predicted model, not a curated record. The coding region runs from base 1 to 828 and encodes 275 amino acids. Lineage: Eukaryota; Fungi; Ascomycota; Leotiomycetes; Helotiales; Sclerotiniaceae.
AUGAAAUUCGAGUCUCGAUCCCCCCACAUCGCCGUGGCCCCUUCUACUGGCGCCCGCAUCCUCUGUAUCGACGACUACAACGACGGCCGCGGCGUUUUCGUGCAAGCCUACCUCGAAUGUCUACGUCUCUGGCAAGCCAACUGUUCGCCAGACCGCCGCUGGAUAUUCAACGACGUCUCAUCCGCGGGACUCUAUCUCGCCACCGACUUCAGCAAAAACCAUCGUUCUCUCUUCCGAAAUGAGCUCCGCAGACCCAAGCAAGAAGAUCGAAGCAACAAUUCUCUCCACGCAUUCCAACAAUCCAAAGCAUGUGAUAGUUCCGAAAAACGCGCCAUCUUAGCGCGCGUGGGAACGAGAGAGAUGAGGGGAAUUAAUCGCGAGGAUUUCGGGACCAAGGAUAUGAUUAUUUGUUUUGAUCAUGGGGAUAUGGAGAUCUUGGCUUCGUUGCGCGAUGAAGCAGAGCGGGAAACACGCGAGUCCCAGAAAGCGAAGAUCCAUUAUAUACCGCUUGGCAAGGGAUGGGAAUGUGAUUUAGAUGCUUUUGCGUGGGCAAGAAAAAAUGUUCGACAGUGGGCGACUAAGUACUUGAGAUUUAGAGAGCCAGCUGAGUUGAUCAGGAAUGGGAGUUGGAGGACGAUGCAGGUGGUGAUUAAUGAGUAUGAGUGGAUAGCUUUGGUGAAAGACCACGAGAGGAGAUUGAGGAAGAUUGGAGAGAGAACAAAAUGUGCUUUUCAUUUUGGUAGAAGUGAUUAUGGGAAGGUGGUUAGUGUUACUGGGGGGAGAAGAGAGAUUGAAGUUGCGGCAAGGAUGAUUUUGGAGAGCUUCUAA